AUGCUUGCGUUGCAGACUCUCCUUGCAUAUGGCCUAUGGCUCAGCGUCACUGAUGCGGCGGUAUCAGUACCGGCGCAAACAGACGAGGUCUGCUAUACAAAGCGUGCCACGGCAGCCGUCAAAUCUGUGCCGACACAUAUUCUGAAUACAGCAUGGACCGUUCCUCAGCUUGGUUUGACUACCUAUACCCCUUCUGUGGUUAAAACUCCAUCCAAGGUUACUACGACUACGACCCUUCUGAGUACUGCAACAUAAUUCUUGACAUUACCAACUUCCACUGUCAGUUAUCAUGUUCUCUUUCAUGUGGAGUUUCUGAUUUCUUCCAGAAUACGUUCACCUCAUACAGCAGUAUCACUACCAUAAGCACGCUAAAUAUCCCUCUUUCGACGAUUUCAGUAUAUACAACCAUAACACAAACAGUUACCUCGGGAACGGAUACCUCCAUUCUUCCUACUCAAACAGGGUACCUUCCUACGAAGUCCACUAUUCUUAAGGCCGAAUUGUUUGCGGCUAAGAAGCGCGCUGUGUCUCGAGUCCAAAGAGGACUAAUCGGUAUGCUUCUCGGCGAUACAGGAAUCCUAGGCAGUACAAAACAAAAAACUCUGGAUCGUUCACAAAGAGGCAAACCUAGCUAUCCAGUCGCGAUUACAUGUUACAAGAAAAGUUAUUUCUUAUCAGGUGUAUAUGAUUACCUUUACUGCAAUGAAAAUCACGACCGUUACAGCACCAACACCAACGUCAAUUGUGACAACUAUAAGCAGUGAGAAGCUUCAUUUCCAAGCCAAGUUUUGAUGGUUUACUGACGAACCCAAGAAACUACUGCAACGAUUACUUUGAGCCCACCCGUUGCGUUGACUACUCUCAUAUUCACGACAUUGAUCACUGAGACUUUUACAAACGCUCCAAGCACCACAACGACUCUUACUGUCUCACAGACGGUGACGAUUCCAAUAGCCACGUCCAUUUCUUAUGGAGCAGCUAAUGGCAAUAAGUAAGUCAAACCGAUUCCCCUCCAACAAUACAAGUGAACUGACACAACACCCGCAGUUCUGUUGGCCGUGCAAAUGGAGCGUAUAUCACAAACACCUAUUACGAUUCCAGCACUCAAAAUGUCGUAUACACAGACGACACAGACAUGACCUCCUGCAGCAACUCAUGUUUCUCAACUCCAAGUUGCGCCCAGUAUCAACUUAUCACUUACAAUGCUCCGCCGGAGAUGUGCAUGUUGGUCAUCACCAAUGAUGCAUGUAACACACCCAACAUGGUUCCAGGCAAUUCCGUGAGUGUAGACGGUGGAGCUGGACCUGGCGAUGUGGUAGUGGUUGGCAAUGGGAUCUGUGGGAAAUGGGACAGCGUCAGUUCUUAA
This is a messenger RNA of Hymenoscyphus albidus, 1366 nucleotides long. The record is from the annotation of a GenBank genome assembly. Lineage: Eukaryota; Fungi; Ascomycota; Leotiomycetes; Helotiales; Helotiaceae.